AUGUCAUUCGACUCUACAUCGUGUGCGUCAUCUAAACCAUCCCGAAGAGCUUACAACGACCCAAAGUACCUCACUCAGAAGAAAGUAGUCAAGGACAUGGAAUGCUUUCAAGAGGCUAUUUUAGUUGCACUCAUUAACCAAUUUUGCCACAUCACACUUGUAAGACCAAGAAAACAAUCAAGUGUCGGACUGUGUUGCGCUAAAGUCAAAACCCUACACUUUGUGGGCGAUGAAAUUGAAGUGAUGCGAAUUACUGAAGAGAAGUUUAGACCUAUUUAUGAGAAGGAAUUGAUGGAAGGAAUAUCGAAAGCAACUGCCUUCAGAAGAUACGAGAAAAACAAGAGAAUAUUCGUGCACAACCUUCUCUUUGAUAUUGCACUUGAACUCGGAUUCUUUUUCGAAUCAAAGUUGUCGCGGAAGUCAAGUAAAACUGCUUCUAUUGAACGGUUUGAAAGAAUAUUCUUCAAAGGAAAAUUAUUGAUGAAUGUACAGGAAAUGGCCGUCAAAGGGGGUCUUAUCAAUGAUUAUCUCUUUGAUAUAGUCAACUUGGAAUUGACACACACUCUACAAAUGUGUGACAAGGAAAUCGCUGAUAUGCUUAGUACUAGAAAAAUAGUGGAUUUGGAAUCUGCAUAA
Molecule: messenger RNA, 636 nt
Organism: Entamoeba invadens IP1
Lineage: Eukaryota; Evosea; Mastigamoebida; Endamoebidae
Exons: 1
Coding region: 1-636 (211 amino acids)
Source: RefSeq, a predicted model, not a curated record